CACGCCUGCUACAUUGGAACAGAACUACAUAGUUUGUGAGCUGCACCAAAAAAUUAGUGUGCUGUAUUCCUUUUUGAGAAGCCACCUGAAGAAGAAGAGUAUUGUAUUUUUCUCCAGUUGCAAAGAGGUGCAGUACUUGUACAGAGUGUUCUGCAGGCUCCGUCCUGGUAUUUCUAUCCUUGCUCUUCAUGGCCGACAACAGCAGAUGAGAAGAAUGGAAGUCUACAAUGAGUUUGUCCGCAAGAGAGCUGCAGUACUCUUUGCUACUGAUAUUGCAGCCAGGGGGCUGGAUUUUCCAGCUGUGAAUUGGGUUCUUCAAUUUGAUUGUCCAGAAGAUGCCAACACUUAUAUUCACAGAGCAGGUAGAACUGCCAGAAAUUUUCUUGAUGAAGCAGAUAGAAUCUUGGAUAUGGGCUUUGCUGAUACCAUGAAUGCUAUUAUUGAAAAUCUUCCUAAGAAACGUCAGACUUUACUUUUCUCAGCCACACAAACCAAAUCUGUAAAGGACCUUGCUCGCUUGAGUUUGAAAAACCCUGAGUAUGUCUGGGUUCAUGAAAAAGCAAAAUACAGGAACAACUGUUUUCAGGAUCUGAAACAUGAAGCUGAGAGGAUCAACAACAUAAAUAUACUUGUUUGCACACCAGGUCGGCUUCUUCAGCACAUGGAUGAAACAAUAUGUUUCCAUGCCACCAAUCUUCAAAUGUUAGUGAUGUUACCUAUUGUGUAUUUAAGUCAACCUUUUAUUUUCUGGACUCAAGCAGCAAUAAAUGUAAAUGAAAUUACAAGAUUUUCAGAUUUCCCUUUGUCUAAAAAGACAUUGAAAGGUUUGCAAGAAGCCCAGUAUCGCUUGCUAACUGAGAUACAGAAGCAGACCAUUGGAUUGGCUUUGCAAGGUAAAGAUGUACUUGGAGCUGCUAAAACUGGAUCUGGCAAGACUUUGGCUUUCCUUGUUCCAGUGUUGGAAGCCUUAUACCGACUGCAAUGGACCUCAACUGAUGGCCUGGGGGUUCUGAUAAUAUCACCUACAAGGGAACUGGCAUAUCAGACCUUUGAGGUUCUCCGAAAAGUAGGAAAGAAUCACGAAUUUUCAGCUGGUCUCAUCAUUGGUGGGAAGGUUUGUCCUUUGUCCUUGUCUGUCCUUCUUUAG
Molecule: messenger RNA, 1147 nt
Organism: Castor canadensis (American beaver)
Lineage: Eukaryota; Metazoa; Chordata; Mammalia; Rodentia; Castoridae
Source: RefSeq, a predicted model, not a curated record